CAACAUUACGGAUGUCAUAUUAUCAAUCGAUGUUAUCAAGUAAAAAUAAAAUAUUUCAAAGUAUUAUAAAAUCUAUCCAACCAGACCAAAAUCAAGGAAGUAAUACUGAGUUCGUUCAGACGAUGGCUGAUUUAAAUGCAAGGUUUUCUAGAGUAACACAUGAUUGUCAACAAUGGGAUACGAAAAUAAAACAAACUCUGCAGUGUUGGCACAAUUUCAUAGAAGUAGAAAAAGUUAUACAAGAAUGGAUUGAAACGUGUGAGCGUAUAUUUUUAGAAGAACAAAAUAAUUCUAGACAAAUUUUAGAAUCUCAAAAGGCCUACCUUGAGUAUUCUAAUAAUAAUAAAUGGAUGAAUGAUUUACAAAUAGUAGAAAAAGAACUUUUACGAUGUAUACCAGCUAUGGAACAAGAAAACGUUAGACUCCGAGCAGAGGGUUUAAAAUUGAAACUCAAAAAUUAUCAAGGUAUGAUUCCAAAUUAUAUAGCAAGAAUUGAAUUUAAGUUGAACGAAGUUUCUUAUAAUCAUUGCAUGAAAGAGGCAGAAAAGGAGCUCAAUUUAGAAAAUGUAAUGCUUAAUAAAAGUAACGACAUUAAUAUGUUAAUCAAUCGGAACAAAGAAUAUAUUGAAAAUAAUUCAAUAAUAAAGGAGAUAAAAUCAAAUGUUAGUAAUAUGAAGUGUAUCAUUAGUAAUAUAAAAGAUGCGUCUCUUGAAUCAAAAUUAAAUAAUUAUGUUCAUUAUUUUGAACAAUUGCAAUCUAAGUUUGCCGGAAUUAGACAAAAGUGUUCUGAAAUACCAAAUAAAAUUCAAAAUUAUAAGAUAAAAUAUAACAAUUUAAAUCAAUGGAUGGACGCAGUCGAUGAAAGUGUGGAGAAAUUACUUGAAUUUCCAUUAAAUGACGAUGAUCUUUAUAGAGAAAAAACAUUAUUUCAGGAAAUUUGUCGUGAAGUUGAUAAUAAACGUGAUGAUAUAAAAUGGAUGGUUCAAGUGCUUGAUAAUUUAUUACCCUUUAUACCAAGUAAUCAACAACAAUUAGAACAAAAUAAAUUGGAAUGCUUAGUUUGCAGGUAUAAAAAAAUUAUACCAAUUAUAGAUACUACCAUAUCUAAAGCAGAGUAUUACUCAAAAUGUUUUAUGUAUAGAAAAGACAUAAAAAAAAUUAAUCAAGUAUUAGAUGAAUUAAUACAUUAUCAUCCAAAUUUUAGUGUUGAAAACUUUGAUAAACUAAAUGAAAUUGUUGUAAAUCAAGAAAAUAUCGUAUCAGAACUGGAAAAAUACCGCAGUAGAGUUAUGUCAUUAAUACAAAAAGGAAAAAUUUUAUCUAAAUCUCUACAUUCUUCUCAAGAUUUUGUUCCUCAACUUAUAACUCAGUUAGAAACAAAGUGGUCUUGUACUUAUAAUGAUUGUUUAGAUAAAUGUAGUACAUUAAAAAAUUCACAAAAACUUAUGAUUGAGUACAUUGAAAUAAAAAAUAAAAUAUUAGAAAUUUUGAAAACUGCUGAAAACGAAUUAAAACCCAUACAUGGAAGUGAUAAAAACAACUCAAAAGAAAUAGCUUUACUAUUAAGAAGUAAACAAGAAUUGUGUCUUUCUCUUCGGGAUACAACCGAAACUUUAUUGGCAAGGUUAAAGGAUAUAUCAAAACAUUUUCACAUUCCAGAAAUUUCCUUUAAUCUUAAAAACGAUGUCAGUUUAAUUGAAUGUCAACUGUUAAAUACGAUACAAAGUGUAACUCAAGAAACUCAAAGACUAGAAAAUGUAUCCAUGAAACUAUGUGAGUUAGAUUCUGGGUUAAGUAAAAUACAUGUUUGGUCCGUAGAAUCAGCUCCAGCAGACAUUCAAAGAGUACAAAAAGAUCAAUCAAAUCCAGAAUUAAUGGCUCGUGAUAUUGGCAAAGUUCAAAACGAAUUACAAAAAAAACGAGAUAGUUUAGAUCGCCUUACAGCAGACUUGCAAACUUUUGAAAACGAAAAUGAAACAAAUGAUACACAGAGGCUUAGACAAGAUUUAGAUGACGUAAGAAAAUCGAUCUUAAACUUAGAAAGUAACACAAACCUACAAAAUCAAAAAAUCAACGAUCAUCUAAACGAGUGGCAACAGCACAAAUCUAAACUUGAUGAAAUACGUUCUUGGAUAGAUAAAACGGAAGAAUAUAUUAGUGUUGAUGAUUCUCAACCAUUUUGUAUUAAAAAAAUGAACGAAAUAUUAAAAAAUGCUGAAAUGAUAAAUUUAGAAUGUAAUAAUAAGCUUGAAGAAUUGAAAGAAAUAGCAUCAAUUAAUACAACUGCGGUUAUAUUAAAUGAAGUUGACGCUAUUCAGUCUCGUUGUAAAUCUGUGCAAUCUAAUUUAGUUCAAAAAAGUACUCGCUUACAAAGACUUGUUACAAAUUGGAAUAAUGUAAAUAAUAAAGCUCAAAAAGUUGAAAGUAUAUUAAAUCAGCCUGCAUUAUGUGAAUUAGAAAUAGAAACAAUUUAUGAGUCGUUUAGUGAAGAUGAUCUCAGCAAAAAAAUAUUGGAAUAUAAGGCUUUAAUUCAAGAACUUAAUGAGUGUCAAAGUGAAUUAUCUAGUAUAAUUCAAAUUCUAAACAGUAUUAAUCAAAACUUUUCUCAUGAAACUACAAAUAAUUUGAGGGAAAAAUUAUUGAAUAUGAAAUCAAAGAGUCAUAAAUUAUUAAAAGAAAUACAUGAGAAAAUACAAAAAAUGUCUAAUAUUUUAGUAGCAAAAAAAGAGAACUGUAAUAAGCUUGAUUCAUUUUGUGAAUGGGUGACUGAAAUGGAUUCAAAAAUAAGUACAUGUAAUGUUGUUCAAUGUAAUGCAAUAGAAAACACAUUAAAAAAACUUCACAUGCUUAUAGAGGAGCAUAUAGAAAAUCAAGAUGUUUUACUCACUAUUACGAAAAACUUAGUUCAACCUGAUGAAGUCAUUCAACUAGACCAAACAACGGCUAAAUUUAAAAAUCUUCAAGAUAUUUUGCACAAAAAAAAACUGGUGUUAGAAAAAAUUAAUGAAUUCUUUAAUUGGAAUACAACUAUUAAAGCCCAAUUGGAUCAUUUGGAGUUUAAAAUUGAUAGUAAUCAAGUAGUUGUCAACAUAUUCGAAGAAGUCAAUGAUAGUGUUAAUGAAUUAAAGCAAUGGAGAAACAAUUGGAAUUCAAUUGAAAACUUACUUAACCAAAGUAAUACAACAGUUGCUGACUUAUCCUUUGACGAUUGUUUCAGAUAUUGUGAGGGAAAAAUAAGCCAAUUAAACGAAAAAAUCAGGAUUAAAGAAGAACAUGAACAAAAAAUUGAGCAAUGUCAAUCUGUUAUAAUAAAUUUAAGUAAAAGUAUAAACGAUACAAUUGAUAAAGUAGAAAAAGACAUAGUUGAUCUAUUGUUCUCCGUGAAACAUUUCUCUGAUAUUCAAUCUGUAUUAUCAAAUUUACAAAAUUUAAUUGAUAUAAAUUCAUUAGAUAAUAGUUUAGAGAGUCUAGAAACUGAGAUUAGAUUGUUUAUUGAAUUAGAUAAAUCAAAAUCAGCUGAAAUUCAAUGUAAUAUUGUAGAACCAAAAACUAAAUUAAGUCAAUUAAAAUCUAAGUUAGUUAACAUAUUUAACAAUUUAUCUAAAAUACUUGAAAAUUGGCAAAUUUGUUCAUUAAUAAGUGAUAAACUCAAAUCAUCUCAAAUAAAUUGUAAGGAAGUUUUAAAAUCUAUUGAUUAUCCAAAUGAUGUUUCUGAAGCAAAAUACGUCGAAGAAAAAUUUAAUAGUGUUAUAACAAUUAUUAAUUCUUUAGAAAACGAUGUAAUUUUAAUGAAAAAUGCAAUCGAGUACCUUAAAUUGGAAACUCAAAGUGUAGUUAAUUUUAAUGUAGAGUAUGCACUACAAAUAUAUCAAAAUAGUAUUGAAGAUUGGGGAAAAUAUUGUGCUGAAAUAAAGAUUCAAACGGAAAAUAUAAAUUCCCAGCAUGUGAUUUGGAAACAAAUUAACCAAAAUAAAGAAAUUAUUAUGCAAUGGUUAUCUGAUGUAAAUAUCGAGCUUUUAGAUUGUACAUCUAAUUUUGAAGAUAUCGAUAGGAUAAAACUUAAACUUGCUAAAUAUUUUGAAAGUAAAAAGGCCAAUUUGGAAUUGAAGAAUAGUAUUAAAGAAAAAAUAAAAAUACUUGAAAAACUAACUGGUAAUAAAUCAAUUAUAACAUUAAAUACAUUAUCCUUAUUAUUAAAUGAUCAAUUUAAUGAAGUUGAUAGUGUUGCAAAUAAUUUAGGAGAUUUAAUUCAAAUGUAUUCUAAACAAGAAGAAGUAAUUCGUACCGAAAUAAAAAAGCAAACGCUGCAAUUAAAUCAAAUCCGAGAAAUCAUAACAAAAUCUGAUGAUUUGAACAGUGAUUUAGAUACUUUAUUAGUUAAUUUGAAAUCUUGUUCCAAUUGCAAAAAUCAACUCAUAAAAUUAAAUUUAAGUAUUGAUACAGUUAAUCGCACAGUAACAGAAGUUAGUGAUUCAUUUCCCGUCAUCACAGAGUCAAGUACCUUUAAAGACUUAAAAAGUUUACAAAACCGAUAUAAUAAUGUUGUUCAACAGGCUGAUAAAGUGGAAGCAAAAUUAAUUACUUAUAUGAAAAAAUAUUUAGAAGAUGAUUUAAAUAAUGUAAAACAAGGUGUACAAAGUAUAAAUGAAAAAUUAAGCUGGAUAAAUCCAGAAGACGAAAUACAAAAAGAACAAUUAUUAAUUAAACUACAAUCUAUAGAAGAAAUAAAAAAUAAUAUUGAAUAUUUUAGAGAGCAGAUUAGUAAAGUGAAUAUUAUUUUGAGUCAUUUAAAUAAUUCGUCAUCUGAUUAUAAUUUAGAAAGUUUAUCAAGUAGCAAUGAAAUUUUAAACUCUAACAUAGAAAAUACGGUAACAGAACUGAAUAAAAGAGAAGAAGAACUUCAAGAUACUAUUAGUGUAUGGGAUCAAUGUGAAAAUACUCUUAAACAAAUCGAACCAAUUUUAAAUAUCCUUGAAAAAUCGAUAAAAAAAUAUCAAGAAGAGCCUUUAGUAAUAAAUGAAUUAGAAACAAACCAAUGUAAAAUUUCUGAACUUAAACCUGAAACAGAAAAUUUGAAACAAUUAUUGAAUAGUUUUUCACUACUAACAAAAAAACUUAAAAGUAUUCAUACAAAGAAUUUAAUGGAUAGUCGUUUACAAAAAAUUAAAAAUAGAGUAGAAUUAUGUAAUAAAAAAAUUUCUGAAAUAACUGACAAGGUUAUUUCUGUAAAAAAUUUAAAUGGUAAUUUUAAUAUUUUACAUAGAACAAUUGAAUCCUCAAUAGAACAAUUAAAUAGUCGAAUCGGUGAUAUUGAAUCAAAGCAAAGUGAAAAAAGAAAAUCUAUUCCUUGUGUACAGUCAGAUUUAAAUGAUCUAAAUAUGAUAAAUAAACAACAAGAUGGUAUAAAAAAUGAUAUCAAUGAAAUUUCAAUUAUAUCUGAUGAAAUGUCUCCUAACAUAACGAUUGAAAAUCGAGAUGAAAUAAGAACAAAAUUGAAAAAGUUACGAUUUGCGUUAGAAACAUUGAACAAAAAAUGCGGAGAUUUGACAAAAAAAUUUGAAAAUAUUUUAGUUUAUAAAUCAUCUUUUGAUGAAUGCUGUGCUCAAGUGGAAAAGUGGCUGAUUGAAGCCAAUAAAAGAUUAACAAUUUAUAAAUCUUUUGAGAAAACUACUAUUAAUGAUAAAAAAACUAAUCUCGAUAAUUUAAGACAAUUUUGCCAUGAUUUAAAAAUUUUCAAAGAUGUUAUGAACCAAUUAAAAGACAAAGAAUCCGAACUGGAUGAACAAGACACAAAUUUAAAAGUAAAAAACUUCUUUGCAAAUUAUGAAUCGUUGUCAUUGCAAAUUUAUCAGCAGAUUAAUUUAAAUGAAAAUAUCCUGAAGAAUCAUGAGUUAUAUAACACUAAUAUUGAAACAUUUAAAAAAUUCCAACGAGAACUCUUUGAUGGGAAAGUUUUAACUGACGCUAAGGAUUUUAAUGUACAACUCGAUUUACUAACUAAAAUAAUUGAUAAUAGAUCUAAAGGUGAUGAAAUCAUAGAAAAAUGUAAAAGUGCUCAUGAUGUAGUUUUAAAAGAAACGGAUGGCAAUGGCAAAAAUUUAAUUAGAAAUGAAAUGGACAAGUUAAAAAAUGAUUGGCAAAAUUUAAUGACACAAUGUCAAAUUAAUUUUGAAACUUUAAGUAAAAGAAAUAACCAGUCAAAAGAAAUGUUAUUACAAAUCGAAACAAUCGAACAUUUUUUAAAAUCUAUUGAUAAUCAAGUAAAUGACAGAAGUUUGAAAAAUAGUUUAGAAAGCAAAAAAAAAUAUUUAAAGAAAUUGAAGUCAUUCGAUGAAAGUAUAUUACAGAAACACGAAGAUAUAAUUAAAAUAGAAUCUUUAUUAUCUGAACUCACGCCUGAAAUAAAUAAUGCUCUUAUAAAUCUGAUGACAAAUUAUCAGUCAGUAAAAACAAAAACCAAGGAAUGCAUUUUAAAAUAUGAAAACUAUGUUCGAGACCAUUUUCAAUUUGAAAUUAAUUAUAAAGAGUUAAACAAAUUAUUGAAGCAUUUAUCAGAUGAAAUAACAGAAAAUUGUGAAAUAGUAGGUGACUUAACUUUAUUGCAAGAAAGGCAAAAAAAAUUGUUAACAUUAUCAGACAAGAAAUGUCAGCAAAAUAUUCAAUAUGAUUCUUUAAUUAAUCAAGCAGAAAAGUUAUAUUCUCAGACAUCUCCUGACGGAAGAGAAGUUAUUAGGCAACAAAUAAAAAUUAUACGAAAUGAAUGGAAAUCAACCUCAGAAAAAUUGCAAGCUAUUCUUACAAAAUUCGAAAACUGUUUAAUUCAUUUUGCUGAUUUUUCGAUGUCUCAAGAACAAUUAUCAAAGUGGUUGAAAAACAUCGAAGAAGCUAUGCAUCAACAUACUGAAACAAAAGGAACAUUGCAAGAGAAAAAAGCCCAACUUCAGAAUCACAUGAUUAUAAAUCAAGAAAUAAUGUUACAUAAACCAUUAGUUCAAGCUGUAUGUGCUAAAGCACACGAACUUGUUGAUCAAACCAAGGAUGAUACUUUGAACAUUUAUAUAGAAUCAAUUGAGAAUUUAUAUGAAAAAAUAGUUAUAAAAUCCAAAGAGUUAAUGGAAGUUUUAGAAAAUUCAGUAUCAUUUCAUUCUAGUUUUAAUCAAUCUUGUCAAAAACUUGAUACUAAACUUAAAAAAGAACAAGAAAAAAUUGUAGAUCUAAACUGCUAUUUUGGUGAAAAGAAUAAUAUAUUAAAAAGAAUUGAAGCUUUAAAAGCUUUAAGACUCGUAAAUGAAACUGAUAAUAUUCCAUUUGAUGAACUAAAUAGUUUAUUUUCUCAAUGUAGUCAAACAACAACGAAAAAUGGCAUUGAAUUGAUGGCUAAUGAAAUAUCAAAAUUAGAAAAUGAUAACAAACAAAUUUUAUCUUUAAUAGAUGAAACUAUUGAAAAACUUGAGAAUAUUAUAAUACAAUGGACAUCCUUUGAAUCGAAUUUUGAAGAAUUUACAAGCUGGUCUAAAACAAUAGAAACUUUACUAAAAGAUCAACAACUCCAACCAACAUUUGAAAAAAAAUUCAAUCAACUUAACUUAUUAAUUAAAAAACGGGAAGAAAUAUUAAACUUUGAAUCAAAAAUAGAAAAGACUAUAGAUAACAUAAAUAAUUUAUUUCAUAUCAGUGGGGUAGAACGUUUAAAAAUAAUUGUACAACAAAUUAGCAAUAAAUAUCAAUACAUUCAAGAUUUAAGUAAAGAAAUUCUAGCUAAAUGGCAAAUAAUUAGUGAUGACCAUAAAAAUUUUAAUGAUAAAAUGGAAGAAAUUAAGUCAUGGGUAGGUCCUUUAGAAGAUAAACCUGAGAAUAUAAUGAAUGAUGAAGAUUUGAAUGAUAAUAAAAAGCUAUUUACGCUACAAAACUUAAAUGAUACAACUAAAAAUUUAUUACCAAAAAUUUCAUUGUUAUGUUCAUUGGGUGAAAACUUAUAUCCAGAUACUUCUGCUCCAGGACGUGACCUUAUUCGCAAUCAAUUAAGUGAUAUUCAAAAUAGAUGGGAUAUUUUGAAUGAGAAAAUACAAAUAUCUUUGAAAAAUCUUGAAGCACAAUCACAACAAUGGAACAGCUAUCAAGAAUCAAUUUUACGAGUCAAUAAUUGGAUAGAUAACUUUGAAAGAACCAUUGCAUCAAGUCAGAAUAAUGUUGGGAUAUCCCCUAAUGAAAUCAAAACAAAAUUAUUAAAACAAAAAGUAUCGAUGCAAGAAAUAAAUUCGCAGGGUCGCAUAAUUGAUUCUAUAGCAGAAAAAAGCAAGAAUUUAAAAAAACCUCAUCAUGAGACUGUUUUAGAAAAUUCCAUCAAAGAAAGAUAUUGUUCAUUAAAACAUAAAAUGAGUGAAUUAAUAUUACAAAAUGAAAAUUACUUGGAAUCUUAUCAGCAGUAUGAAGAUUUAUUAAAAUCUUAUCAAGAUAGUCAAAAAAAACUGUGGGAUCAAUUGUCUAUUAAUACAGAUUAUUCUGGAAAUAAACAAAUUUUAGAAAAACGCCUGAAAAAUGUUAAUAAUAUAAAAGAUGCAUUUGAUAAUAAUAAAUUAAUAUUAAAAUCAAUGCUAAAUUUAAUUGAUAGUUCAAAACAAAAUAUUCCAGUGAAAGUCUUAGAAAAUAUUACAAGGGAUCAUAAUAAUUUUCAGUUUGAACAAGAAAAAUUUCAAUCCGCCUUAAAUAAUUUAUUUGACAACAUACAAAAUAGAAUCGAUCAAUGGAUAGAAUUUGAAAAUUUAAUUGAACAAUUAGCUUCAUGGCAUAAUGAUACUGAGAAAAAAUUACAUAAUUAUUCAGAAAAAGCUUCGAUUGAAGAAAAAUCUCAACAAUAUAACAAAUUUCAGGAUUUAGAAAAGGAAAUUAGGGGAAAAGCAAAUUCUGUAAACGAUUUGAUUUCAUAUGCAGAUCACUUACAUCAAACCUUAAAAGAGGAUAUCCAAAAGAAAGAUUUGGAUCGCAAUGAUCAAGUAAAACAAAUUAAAGAACAUCAAUCAGUCGGCGAAGUAGGAUUAUCUACAAGAGUGAAGCAGAUAUCGUCACGAUAUCAGUCAAUGCAAUCAACAAUUAAGGAUAUUUUAAAUAAUUGUAAAGAUUCAAUUAUUGUUCAUCAGAAUUACAUUGAUAAAUACAAUGAAUGUUUUAUUCAACUAUCAAAUACUAAGGAGCAAUUUGCUAUGGCUUGUCAGCCUAUAUCAUUAUCACAAAAUAUACAGCAGUAUUUAGUGAAAAAAUAUGGAGCAUUAAAUGAUCUCUUAAAUUCUAAAUCAAAUAUUACUUUUUUGUUAAAUAGCUGCGUAGAACUUAGUGAUAAAUUAUAUUUAAGCACAUGUCCAUCUGGAAAAGAAGCAAUUAAAUCCCAAUUGGAUAAGCUUCAAAAUUCAAUUGAUACUUUAUUCGAUGAUAUAAUGAGUCUAAACAGAGAAGUAAAAAAUGAAUUAAAUAAAUGGAGUGAGUUUGAAGAAAUGAAUAGUGAAUUAAAGCAGUGGUUUAGUGAAAUUAAGAGAAUUAUUAACAAAAAUAUGGAACUAAAAUCUACGUUAGAUGAGAAAAAAACGCAACUCCAAAUGUACAGAGAUAUACUGCAAACUACAUUAAAACGAGAAACUGAUGUUAAGAAACUUGUAAAUAAUAUAAAACAAUUACAAAUACAUGACAAUAAUGAUACUUUCCUAGAUUCUAUUAGUAAUCAAUAUGAUGAAAUACUUAAUAAAAUUCAGGAAUUUGUUAAUAAGUACGAAGCUAUAGUAAAAGAUCACGAACAAUAUACAACUUCGGUAAUGGAAAUGCAAGAAUGGCUUGAUGCAACUCAUAAUACAUUAUUAUUGUGGAGUGAUACCAACUUAGAAAAAAUUUCACUUUUGGGCAAUCUUGAUCGUAUAAAAAAUUUAUUAGUAAGUUUAACUGGAGAAGAAAAUAAAAUUCAUGCUAUAAAGAAAUUGGCAGAAAAAGUUAUUCCUGGUACAAGCGAACAGGGUCAGGUAAAUAUAAGAUCACAAAUUGAUUCAUCACAACAAGACUGGGAAGGUCUUAUAUCAUACGUAAAAACUUCAAUUGAAGCUUUAGAAGAAAAAUUAAAUAAUUGGAACGAGUUUGAUACUUUAAAAGAUUUGUUUUUAACAUGGUUGCGUGAUGCAGACUAUAAAAUUCAUGCUAUCGAUUUAAAAACAUCAUUACAAGAAAAAAAAAAUCAACUUGAUGAACUCAAGGAUCUUCAGGGAAUUCUUCGUACAAAAGAAUUUGAAAUUGAUGCUAUUACAGAAAAAUCUCAAAACUUAUAUACUUUAUGUAUGUCGAAUAAAAACUCGCAAAUUAGUGAAAUAGUGCAGAAAUACCAUAAUCUUUCAAUGAAAAUCAAAGAAUUAAUUGAAAAAUGGCAGCAAUACGUUGAUAUUCAUUUAGAGUUUGAGAGUAAUUUAAAUGAAGCCAUUAUUUGGCUUGAAAAUACUGAUGAUAAACUUACUAUCUGUGGUGAUUUCAAAUCUACAAAUAAAUCCGAUUUAGAAGAAAAAUUGAUAAAUAUUCAAGAAGUGUUGUUGUACAAAGAAAACGGUUUUAACAUGAUUCAAAAUUGUACUAAAAAAGGACAAAUAGUAUUAGCAAGCACCACACCUGAUGGUCAUAAAGCAAUCAAUGACUCACUUAUAUCUUUGCAAGAACAUUGGAGUGCAUUAGCUUCUAAAAUGUUAGAAACUAAGGCUAACAUUGAUGAAUCUAUUAAAAAAUGGUCAGACUUUUCGGAAAAUGUCAAACAAGUUGGAAAAACUAUUGACAAAUUUGAAGAAACUUUAUCUGAAUUAACAAAAUUUGAAACAUCGUUAUCUGAGAAACGAAGUCAAUUAGAAAAAAUAAAAAAUUUAGACGAAAAAAUAAAAAGUGAAAGUAUCGAAAUGGAGCUACUAAAAUCAAAAGCCGAAGAAAUACUUAAAAAUGGUUAUCAGAGUAGUACGAUAUUUGACACUCGAGAAUUAUUCAAAAAGUUUGAUAAUAUUUCAGACAAAAUAAAAACUUUACUAUCUGAGCGAGAGCAACAAUUUAAAGAUCAUAAAUCUUACAAAGAGGCUUUUGAUGAACUAUCAAAUUUUUUAAAUAGAUCUAAAGAAAAAAUACCUAUUUUAAAUGAACGUCCUUUAAAUGAUAAAUUAGCAAUCGAGCAAAGUAUUACUCCUCUCGAUUCACUUCUAAAUAAAAAAGCUCAAGGUGAAUUAUUACUGGAUAAUUUGGUCACGAUUGGCAAUGUUAUUAAGACUAACACGUCUGAUAGUGGAAACGUUAUUAUUAGUGAAGAGAUAUCUAUGAUAUCGGAUGAACUAACGCGGUUCUUUGACGAUGUAACAGCUCAAAAAGAAACAUUGCAAGCUAUACACUCACAUUGGAGAGAAUAUAAAGAUGAAUAUGAAAAACUAUCUGACUGGUUGCAACAAAAUGAUAUAACUAUGAAGUCAUUAAAAAAUACAUUACUUGCGACGCUGGAUGAAAAAAAAAAUCAAGUGAAACAAAUUGAGGAUGUACUUGAUGAUUUAAAAAAUGGAAAAUCAAAUAUUAAUAAAUUUAAUAAUGAUUCUACACUGUUAUUGACAUCACAUUUGGGUCCUUACAUUAGCAAUCAACUGAGGCAACUUNACAUUUGGGUCCUUACAUUAGCAAUCAACUGA
This is a messenger RNA of Daktulosphaira vitifoliae (grape phylloxera), 11678 nucleotides long. RefSeq names its product muscle-specific protein 300 kDa-like. Gene Ontology annotation, molecular function: actin filament binding. The transcript is spliced from 40 exons. Lineage: Eukaryota; Metazoa; Arthropoda; Insecta; Hemiptera; Phylloxeridae. Gene Ontology annotation, cellular component: cytoplasm; meiotic nuclear membrane microtubule tethering complex; nuclear outer membrane. The coding region runs from base 12 to 11678 and encodes 3888 amino acids. Gene Ontology annotation, biological process: nuclear migration. The record is from RefSeq and is a predicted model, not a curated record.